CGCUAAUACAUCUGUAAUUCAUCGUUUUUGAGAAUUUAAUUGGAGGAAUAUGUUUUACACAGUAUAGUUUUCUCUUCCUUUAUCAGAGGUGGGGAAAGUGUCCUGAAUGAUAUAAACACAGUUCCACGUCUCGCCGCUAGAGGGCGCCAGUUGAACACAUAAUGUGAUUAUUAACGUGCAGCAUUUUGCAUUCUUUUUUUACUCCUAAUUAUCGAUUAAUUAGCACGAAUGUCCUGAUUUUAUCCCGAGUGAUAAAUGUGUGAUAUCUUUAAUAAACACCUUUUUUUAAAUAGGUCACGUGAGGGGGUUAAAGGGUGCUGCAGAAUUAAACUACUUACGCAAUAAGUGACAGUUUUAUAUUGUUAUUACAAUCAAUAAAUGUGUCACACUAUGAGACGAUGUCAUUGUGAUGAAGUCAUACUGUUCUGUUUGGUAGUAAGAGAAAAGUGUCAUCGUGAUUAAAACGCGUCAGAACACAAAUACUGUCACGUAAAUCCACGCAGCGUCACGGAAACGGGAAUAAAAUCAAAGCAGUGGUGAAAGUUAUGAACUUAUCCCCGGUUGCUCUCCGGUGUUUUUACUCGAAACUCUUCUCCUCGCCCUCCCCGCUGACGUUACGCACGCAGAGCCGUGGCGUGCCUGCAAGCCAAAUAACAUGGAGUCCUCUGUCUGGCAUCUUCCAGGGAUCCAUGCAAAAAACCUGAGCAGCGGUUAGGAGAGCAACUUUGUCCCCGGGAGCUGCGGGAGCCUCCGGAGGGCGUCGUGUCGGGGGCGUAAGAAGCUUCAGCUCCUUCCACAAACUAUGACGAAGGGCGCUUAAAACAGCCUGCUGCCACUGCGACCCGCAAAACCAAAACCAGGCCGAUCUCUAAGAAGAGGAGACAGCACAAUGUAGGCCCGGCUGGUCAUCAGUGGGACUCCAUACUGAUCUCUGGGGGGGGACCAUGGAGCCAGGAGGGCGACCCCACACCCCAGGGACCAGCUAUGGGCUCCCAGCCUCGGACUCAGCACAAGACCCUGACACCUUUCUCAGCUGCACUUUACAAUCCUCGCGUUCUCCAGACGUGAGCGAUGGCCCGACGUCCGCCAAGCGUUCAUGGGCCCCGGCUGGAGACGAGGGCGCCGAGCAGACCGAGAGCUUAGACCCGGGGAGGAGCGCACAGAGGAGAUUCAGGUCCUCAGCCUUUCCCUCCUCCCUCAGCUGGGACUCUGACUCUGAGAAGGAAACACUUGAUGAGGAGGAGCUACAGCACUUUUCUAACCCUCAUGGUCUAGCUGCUCACAGCCCUGGAUCUCCUUCUUCUGGACUCAGACUCGAUAGUGAAGAGGACCAAGAAUCUGAUAAAUGGCCGCUCAUGCACAGCGAGGCCGACUCCCCCGCUCCCGUGGAGGGGCACAAUAACACCAACAACAACAACAACAACGACGACGAGAGCACAAAGACAGACGAGCCAAAUACAUCUCAGCGCUGCCAAACAGAAUUGUCAGACGGCAAAGUCUGGAAUGUAUCAGAGGGAGCCGAGCUGUUUCUGUCCAAAGUGAAACCAAAGGAAGGAUGCCAAACAGACGAAGAGGAGGAGGAGGAGGAGGAGGAGGAGGCAGACAAUGGAGAGGACAAGAGAAGGCUCAAGGGAGCAGGAAGCAAGGAGCCUGAGAGGGAUGUGUACAGCUUCCCCGGAGACUCAGACCCCGAGAGUCCCCCUCCUGCACCCUGGGCUCAUUGCACAUUCAUCCAGCGGUGCAGGAAGAAGAGGGUGCUGCUCAGGCCUUUCUCCGGGCUCGGCACCUUGAGACGCACUUCACCUGCGAGCGGCGGGCGGGCGAGAGCGAGCCCUCAGAAACUGAAGCCUGCUGAUUCGGCUCAGCAGGACGGAGCCGGAGGGGUUUACGAUUUUGAGGAUUUUGAAGCGGUGGAGAAACCGAUUAAAUUCAGAGACCGAGGAGAAGAAGAAGAAGAAGAAGAAGAAGAAGAAGUGCAGAGUACAGAAAUCUUCACCUGUGUUGAAUGUAGCAUUUACUUCAAGAAGCAGAAGCACCUGCAGGAGCACAUGGUCGAGCACUGUCAGAGCGAGGAGGGCGGGGGGAGGGGCGAGGGUCAAAAUGGGCGUUUCCAGUGCGUGGAGUGUGGGUGGAGUCUGUCGAACCGCCUCGAGCUGGCAGACCACCACGGGCGGCACCAACAGUCCCGUCUGAAGAUCCUGGAGGAGAUCGAGAAGCUGAAUGAAAACGGGACCGCUGGAGAGAUGCAGAGCUUCAGCGGCGAGGCGAUGAAGCGUUUGAGUUCAGACUCAGAUGUGACGCAAGACGCAGGAGCGGCCUCGACUCCAGGCGAAAUGUCAGACCCAAAAAUAGUCACAUCUCCACCUCUUUCCCCACUUUCUGCAUCCGGAGCCGCUCUCCUCUCUGACGCAUCUCCUCCAAAUUCAGCUCGAGCGCCGGCGCAGGCCCGACGCCGCUUUGUCUGCGCCACGUGUGACUUCAGCACGAGAACCCCGCAGGCGCUCGCUAACCACACCAAAACUCACAACAGAAAAAAAGCUGUUCCCAAGACCGCCCCCCUUUCCCCCGCUUCAUCGUCAUGCACUCUGUCCUGUGGUCUCUGUUCCUUUCAGGCCUUGACUCAAACUCUGAUGAGGGAACACCACAAACUGGUUCAUCAGGAACGCAUCAGGGCGCCGCAGGCGGGAGAAACCGGGCGCCGCUCGAGGUCUAAAGUCGGCGCUCGGGUUUUAAAACACAGCUUGGACUCGGACCGUCUCUCAGAAGUCAGCGACUCUGAGGACUGCACGAUCACAGACAUCACCGCGGCUCCGCCUGCGAGUCAGGUGGCCUUCAGGUGUGUGAGGAACAGGAGGUUCAGCCGGAGGGGGGAGACCUGGACCAGUUUCAUCAAGUUUCAUCCAAGAGUCCCUGAUGAAGAGGAUGAUGAUGAUGAUGAUGAUGAUGAUGAUGAGUUUCCAGGGAGUGAAAGAGAAGAAGAAGAAGAAGAAGAGGCAGAGCAGGACGGAGAUCAGAGCAAAGAGAUCGAUGCAGAAGAAGAGAACUCACCUGUGGAGGAGAAACGGCACAACAGAGCACGAUCCAACACAGAUGAAAGUCCAGCAGAGCAGAGCGCUCCACUCUCGCUCCCUCCUGAGCGCAGUGUGAAGGACGAAGACGAGCUGGAAGUGAAGAAAGACGGAAAGGUUUUCUUCCUGAGGAGGAGAAACUGCGCUCCUCAUGCCGCCGCCGCCCCCGUAGAGAUCGACAGCGGCGACGACGACGAGUACGACAUCGACGAGGACAACGUGCGGCGUUUCCUGUCGGAGGGUGUCCUGGACGAAGACAACGAGGAGACGGACGAGGACGCCGAGGCGAUGAAGAGCGUGGAGAGGAAGUGCCCCUACUGCCCCGAUCGAUUUCACAACGGCAUCGGGCUCGCCAAUCACGUCAGGGGACACCUGAACAGGGUGGGCGUCAGCUACAACGUGCGUCACUUCAUUUCCCCCGAGGAGGUCAACGCCAUCGAGAAGAAGUUCUCCUAUCAGAAGAAGAAGAAGAAAGUAGCUAACUUUGACCCGGACACGUUCAGCGUCAUGCACUGCGAGUUCUGCAGCGCCGGCUUCGACACGCGGGCCGGCCUGUCCAGCCACGCCCGAGCCCACCUCCGCGACUUCGGCAUCACCAACUGGGACGUCACCAUCUCGCCCAUCCACAUCCUGCGGGAGCUGUUCUCCAGCCGGCCCGACCUCGUCCUCCCCACCGCCCCCCCGAAGGAGGAGUUUGAGGACGAGUACGAGGACGAGUACGAGGAGGACGAGGACGAGGAGAAGGAGACACAGGAGGAAGGGGAGGGAAUCAUCGAGGUGAAACUGGAGGGGGAGACGAGUGAAAGGACGCUGAGUGCCGCCGACCCCGACGCUCGUUCUUCAACAUCUCCUCAACGCUGCAAGGAGGAGGACGCCGACGGAGAACGUGAAGAUGAGGAGGAGGGAACAGCAGACGAAGAAGAUGAGGAGCAGGACGGUCUGAGCCCGGGGAAAACAGCGCCGUGCAGCGCGGACUCAGACAGCCCGUCUCCUGGGGACGAUGCAAACACCAAGGUCCACAACUUGAAGUGCGAGGUGUGCGGAGCUCGGUUCGAGACCAAGCGGGGACUGUCCAUCCACGCCCGCUACCACCUGCGCCGGCUGGGCAUCGGCGUUGCAGAGCACAGCGGAGCCGCCCUCACCCUCCUCCACCAGAUCGCCAAAGAGCGAAACAUCAGCCCGCUUCUCGUGGCGCCCCGAUCAGCCGCCAAGAACUCCUCCCCGAGCGUCCCUCACAAAGAUGAGCCGUUAGACGACAUGGACGUGGACGAGAAGCCCACCCCCCUCUCCUUCCUGGCCAAAGCGGCGAAAUCGGUGCCCCCUUCUUCCUCGUCCACGCCUACGCCUCCUCCGGGCGCCUCUCCGGCCCCGCCCCACUCUGGAUCCCCUCCCUCGGUGGUGAGGAAAGCCCCCAUUUCCUCUCUGCUGCCCGUGUCUUCCCCCUUGCGCUCUCUGGAGCACAAGGCCGGGGGAAUGAAAAGUUUGACCUCCGGCCUCUCGUCCUCCAUCACAACAACAAAGCCCCUGUGGGCGCCCCAGGAGGAUGACGCUCCGCUCAACCUCACUCUGGAGGUCGAUCCAACCAAGGACAUCGUGUGUCAGCUGUGCGGCGCCUGGUUCGAGACCCGCAAAGGUUUAUCCAGCCACGCCCGAGCCCACCUGCGGCACUUCGGGGUGGAGUACUCGGAAUCCAAGGGCUCCCCCAUCGACCUCCUGCACCAGCUCAUGGACAGCGACGACUUCAAGCACAAAGCCGGGACGCUGCAGCUCGACGACCACGCCGAGCCGCACGCCCUCACCUCUGCCCCGAAGCACUCCUCCCUGCUGAACCUCUCCUCCUCCUCCUCCUCCUCCUCUUCAUCCCUCCUGUAUAAGGUGACCACGGCGAGGGGCGGGUCCUCAUCCAAAGCUACCUCUUCCUCUGCCUCGUCCUUACACGGCCCGCCUGCCAAGCGUCUCAAAUCUUCCUCCAUGAGGGUCUUCCGCCUGAGCAGCGGGGAGCUCAUGGCCCUGCCACACAGUGAACCUCCAAAGGAAAUCGGCUGCGAGUUCUGCGGAGAAUACUUCGAGAACCGUAAAGGCCUCUCCAGCCACGCCCGCUCCCACCUCCGUCAGAUGGGCAUCACCGAGUGGUCGGUGAACGGCUCGCCCAUCGACACCCUGAGGGACAUCAUCACCAGACGGGGCCUGCCUUGCGCUCUUCCUCUAAAACCACAUCUAAAGACUCCUCCACCAUCCUCCCCCGGGGGGCCUCCUCCUCGCUCCCCUCUGUCAGCCUCCUCCUCCUCCUCCCCCUCCUCGGCCUCCCUCCUCGGUCGUCUCCCCUUCGCCUUCGCCCGCCCCUCCAGUCCUCCUCCCUCUGUUUCUAAAUCCAGCUCGGCGUCCCCGGCCUCGUCCGGCGGGCUGAUCCUGAAGCUGAAGCCGGAGCCGGUGCAGCUGGAGGUGACGGCGCCCGAAGCUGUGGGGAGAUCUGCAGGUCUCCUCUCCGGUGAAGCUCUGGGCUGGAGCGGCUCUGACAGCGUGUUCCCCCUCAACCUGGCCAUGUCCAACGACGUGGAGCCCACGCGGGACAUCCGCUGCGAGUUCUGCGGAGAAUACUUCGAGAACCGUAAAGGCCUCUCCAGCCACGCCCGCUCCCACCUCCGUCAGAUGGGCAUCACUGAGUGGUCGGUGAACGGCUCGCCCAUCGACACCCUGAGGGAGGUCAUGCACAAGCGAGGGGCCGGCCCCUCCCCCCUCUCAGACCACCGGGUGAAGAAGGAGGCGAGCCACGGGGCGAGCAGUCCUCUGUGGGAGAGCGCGGCGAGCUACGGCGGCUCGGAGGGUCUCGGCGUCUCGGCCUACCACGCCUCCAAGUACAGGAAGUCCCCCCUCAGUUUGUUGCAGUCCGGGUCCAGACUCCACAAGCAGGGCUUCAUGUCUGUCAGCACGUCUGGAGGGAAGUUCUUCUCCAGGAUGUCUCCUCUGGGGAAAAGAGCGUUGUCUGAGGAGAGCCAAUCAGCAGAGAGCGGCCUCUCUCCGUCGCAUCAGCUGAAGACUUUCUCACCCGUUCCUCACGACUUCUCCUACAAGAGGAAACCCUCCCCGGAUAAACACGGACACCAGGAUCCCAGCUGUGAGUUGUGCGGCUUCUUCUUCGAGAACCGUAAAGCGCUGGCCAGCCACGCUCGAGCCCACCUGAGGCAGUUCGGUGUGACCGAGUGGUGCGUGAACGGCUCCCCCAUCGAGACGCUCAGCGCCUGGAUGCGCAGCCGGCCGCAGAAGGUGUUGGAGAUGCACCGGAGCUACAUGCAGGGCAGCCGCUCCACCCUGAAGAAGAAGGCCUCCUCCUCUUCCUCCUCCUCCUCCUCCUCCUCCUCCCUCUGGCCCUCCUCUCUGGCCGUGGGCCUGGUGCGCCCGCUGAGCCGCGAGGUCGGCCACGGCUCUUCCAAGACCGCCGAGGACGAAGCCGGCAGCAUCAGCCUGCAGGGCGCUCUCAUCCGGUCCGACCACGGCAGCCCCAGUCCCUCGCGGCUCGCGGGCGGCCUCCCGCUGCAGGCGCAGGUGGCGCGCAGCGAGCUCAACGUCCGGCUGCCCAGAGGUUUUGAGCGUCGACCUCUGAAGCACCCGUCUCUCCCCGACGGAGCAGAGAGGGACAGCGGCCCUCCGAAGCCCCCCCGCACAGGCACCGUCCCCUCCCUGGUGCCCAAACCCCCCUCCUACCCGCUGGUCAAACUGGUGGGGAAGUUCUACACCCUGAAGUGCCGGUUCUGUGAGGUGGAGUUUCACGGCCCGCUGUCGGUGCAGGAGGACUGGAUCCGACACCUCCAGCAGCACAUCCUCAAGAUGAACUACAACAAGCCCGCUGCUCCGAAAGAAGUAGCCUCCGCUCCUCCGCUGGACCCCCCGCCCCGGCCGGAGACCCCGUCCCGGUCCCGGUCCAGGCCUCCACCUCUACCUCCAGCAUCACCUCCACCCCGACCCGCACCUCGGCCCCCAACAGCAGCUCCCCCCCCACGCCCCCCUCUGAGCCCGCCCCGCCUUUCACUGCCACAAAGAUUGUAAAGGUCUCUGAGGAGCAGCCCACCCCUUCUCCGGCUCCACUCCCCCUCCCUGCCCAGACGGUGUGAGCUCCUCUGACUCCCUGAGUGCCCCCCCCCCCCCCCCCCCCCCUGCCUUUUCCCUUUUUAUUUUCGUCCAUCUGUUUCUUCCCUUCGGCCUUCACAGAGCGUUGUCGAGGAGGAGCGUCUGCCCUCCAAAGAGCCCUCUGAGCACCUUUUUGAAGCAGCUUUCUAGACUGUUACUGAGUCCCGUUUCCAUGGGAACGAAGCUCUCCUGGCUUACCUGUGCACCACAGGGACGGACGACUGUCAGAAGAGUCCCAAGGUUAAGAGACGGAACAGAACCAAUGAUUUGUUUUUUUGUUUUUUUGCCUUGUUUAGAUUGAAUGUCCAGGCGAUGAUGGGAACAUUUCACUGGCUGAUUUAAGCGUUAAUGUAGCCCUCCAUCUAACCUCGCCCUCCUCCUACUUUGUACUACAUUCAUGCCCCCUCUCGCCUUUUAUCCCCCCCUUUAUAAACUCAGACCUCUGAGACUCUGACCAGUCCGAUCAGCAUACUGGUAGUGCUGGUCUCAGCCUCUCCCACUGCAAAAACUGUAAUUUCUCAUCAAAAAUCUCUCAUUUCAAAAAUCCACAUUCACCUGAUGAGCCCUGACAAACAUCUCAUUCCAAGAUAUAAAAACAGAACACCAUCAAACGAUCCUCUGACGCGGUGCAUUCAUGUGAUGUCGGAAACAUCGGAAAAACGAGUUUCCGAGUUGUAAAAUGCACAUGAACGCCUGCUCAAGUCGGAAACUCCGAAAAUAAUUAAGGUGUCCGACUUCCCGACUUGACGUCAGAAUCGUCAUCACAUGUGGGGCAAAAUAAGUUUUGUUAAUGUCAACAUACUUUUUAUUAAUUCACAUAUUGCACAUCAACUUUUUGCUCAAAUCUAACUUUUAACAAUUGCAUUACACUGAUCUUCUUCUUCUUCGUAGCAUCAACACUGUUUUUGGUGCUGUUGUUACAAAAUUCAGACUUUCCAAACUGAAAUCACAUGAACACACUGAAGUCAGAAAAACAACCUCCUAACUCAGAAACUCUGAUCACCCGAGCAGCACCUGAAUGCAGCAUGAGACGGGCAGUCGACUCUGACUGAACGAGUCGUCGAGUACUCGGUUACAUGCGGUCACCUCUACUGAAGUGUCUACAUACAGACUUCUCAUAUCAGGACACUCGAGUAAAGUUUGCAGAUUCUUUUGUUUUUUUUAAUCUUUGAAGUCAGAUGUUUACCUGGGCUCGUCAGGUGAAUGUGCUUGUGGAGUUUUUGCAGUGUGUGAAGGUCCAUUUCUCACCAUGCUCGUCUCGCAGUUGAGACUUUAAAAACAGGCACUUUUAAUGAUGACAUCGUCACCGAGCACUUACUGAAGCCUCCUUUUGAAACGGGCCAAAUAUCUGAAGAAGCCUAACCUGAUCAGUGAGAGGAGCAAGAAGAGGAAGCACACCCAAAAAGGGAACACCCCCCCCUUCCCACCCCUUAGUUAACUUUAGAACGUAAUAGUGAUCCCCAAAUAUACAUUUAGAUUGAAUGUAGCUUAAAGCACCUAAUGAUACCUUCGAACCUUAUAUUUGCACAUCAUCAUAAACAAACAAACAAACAAACAAAAACCCAAAUAUCACUACAAACAAAACUCACCGCCCAUCGGCUUCAAUCUGACGACGAUUUACUUUAAGAAAUUUUUGCCGACUUCUUGAUAAUUCCAGCGAUUAGCGACUUCCUGCCCUCUGUGAGUGAGUGGGAGUGUCACCCACCUGGGGGGAGGGGCUACUGCCCUUUGUGAUGUCAUGAAGGGAAAAUCUCCAAACGGCCUGUUUGAGCACACAUUUUCUGCAAAGUGGAGCAGGCAGAAGACGGAGAGGAUGGACUUUUCUCAUGAUUGGGGGGUUUGUAGACGGACUAGAGACACAUGGUGAAGUGGAUUUUGAAGAAUAUGUGACCUUUAAAGUUUCAUGAUGAGAUUUGUAGAAUCAAAUAAAAGUCGAUCUUUGUCCUCAAGAGGAGAAGAAAACGACUUUUUAAAAUGUUUGUUGAAUGGAGGUCGUAUUGAUUGUUGCUGAUGCAUUUCAGGAAGUCGGGAAAUCCAAACACUGUCGGCUAUUGAAACAGGACGAUGAUGAAGUGUUGUCAGCAGCACUUACAUGCCGGUAUUUGUUGAUAAAUAAAAUCGUCGUCAGAUUAGCGUCGAUGGGAGCUGGGAUGUCGUUAAAGGUGGAUUGCGUUCCACUCGCUUCUGCUCUACAUACGGACUCUUCAUCCUGCAUACACCAAAGCCUGCUGCAAUGUAAUUGGUCGAUACACUAAAACUACAAUUCUUCUACAUGCUCAAACCCAACCCCGCCUACAGAUGGCGUGUUUGCAGCACGCGGCGCCCCCCCCCCCCGUUGUGUUUUUAAUCUGCUUUCCUCUCCACAAACGGCGCCAUAAAAAACCUUCAAAGUUCCACAUUUCAAAUGUUUGUGUUCACGACGUUGCCAUUAUCUUCCUGCCUUCUUCAACCCAAACUAUUAUUUAUUUAUUAUUAUGCAUCUGAAUGUGGUAAGCUAGGUCAUUUUAAAGCUAACGGUAGAAUUUUUGAGUAUAGGUCAGAGGUGCACCUUUUUCAUUGGUGCACGCUGUGUGUGUGUGUGUGCGUGCGUGCGUGUGUGUGUGCGCGUGUGUGUGUGCGCGUGUGUGUGUGUGUGUGUGUGUAUACAUAGAAAAUGUGCAUUUGUUUCCCCCCUUUGUAGAGAGAAAAGACAGAAGUCAAACUGCUCGACAGGAAGACGUCUCCGUCGCUCAAAGUGAAGUGACCUCGGGAGUCUGUCUGUGUGUGUCGUGUGGGCGGGACUUGAAUGCAUCCCUCGGUGUGUGAGGAUGUGCCAAAGAGUCUGUUUACUUCCUUGUCUUGCCUCCUCUGUAAAAAGCUGUUUACAUUGGACCUGAUGGUGGAGGGAACUCUGCACAGCUAUCAGCGAGUUCCGCGAGUUCCCCGACUUUCCACACUUUCACGCAGAGUUUGAAGGACUCUCCAUGGGACUCAUGUUGUUACUGUAGGUUUAGAUUAGUCCAAUUAAAAAACAAGGACACAAACUGAGCGGGGAGAACUGUGGGUCCAAACGCAGGAACACGUCUGCCCUCUGGUUUCUGCAGACUCAGACUGUCUUCAUAUCCUCCGUCUACUGAAACACUCAGCGAAGGGUCCACGCAGUUUGCUCCCACGUUCUCUCUCUGAACCCUUCUGCAGAGUAUAGCUACAUAUAUAACUACAUGUACUUAAAGAACCUGUUGAUGCUAGUAGAGCUAUCGGCACUUCUAUUAGCGGCGGUAGUUAAAAAAGAAGUGAUCUUAAUUCCUCUAUUGUGAUUUGAUUUCCACCUUCGAUGCUCUGUAUUUUUUAUUGCUCUGUGCAUUUCUGUAUUUGCAGUCCUGCAAGGUGAAUCUUUAGAGUAUUUUUUAUUUUUAACCUGUUAGUUUUCUCCGAGCUGAAAAACUCUGGUGCUGAGAGAGAGGAAAAACAUUUGAAUGUGAUUGUCACGUCCUGGUAUCAAAGGACUCUAAAAAAAAAAAAAAGCGUGUCUUAAAAGGAGCCGUGCACGCUGACGUCUGAUCCCGUCUGUACGCACACAGGGUGAAAGGAUGCUGCAGCCUCUUGACUGCAUUACUCAAUCAGACGCGGGUGCAUUAGAGCUCCUUUUUAAGAUCACCUGAGAACGCCUCAGCUGGUGUAACCGGCUGAUCUGUGUUAGUGUGUGUGUGUGUGUGUGAGAAUGUGUGUGAGAGUGUUUAAAAAGAAAGCGAGACAAUAACGAUAAAGAAGACAAAAGAUGCAGUUGAAGAAAGACGUGUACUGUACACAAAGGGUUAAGUUUUAGGUGAAUCAAUCGAGAACAAACAAAAAUAAAUGUGAUUUCAAUUUCUGACAUGAAA
Molecule: messenger RNA, 11053 nt
Organism: Labrus mixtus (cuckoo wrasse)
Lineage: Eukaryota; Metazoa; Chordata; Actinopteri; Labriformes; Labridae
Product: protein Wiz-like
Exons: 17
Coding region: 945-7112 (2055 amino acids)
Biological process (GO): regulation of transcription by RNA polymerase II
Cellular component (GO): nucleus
Molecular function (GO): RNA polymerase II cis-regulatory region sequence-specific DNA binding; DNA-binding transcription factor activity, RNA polymerase II-specific
Source: RefSeq, a predicted model, not a curated record